Molecule: messenger RNA, 598 nt
Organism: Suillus clintonianus
Lineage: Eukaryota; Fungi; Basidiomycota; Agaricomycetes; Boletales; Suillaceae
Exons: 5
Coding region: 35-598 (187 amino acids)
Source: RefSeq, a predicted model, not a curated record
CGCAACAUUGCAGCUGGUUCUCACAGCCACAACGAUGACUGGAUAUGUUAUGAAGGUUACGACCCUCCUUCUCCUGACCUCCACUCACACGAACCAUGCGCACCAAUCCAGAUCAAAACCGGAGAGCAUGUCCCGAGAGCCGAUGCACUUUCCCUGGUCGAGCCAAUCGUCAGUUCAUCAGCGCAGGGUGCUCAGAUGGGGUAUUCACAUUACCAGGAUACAAGCAAGGACGAAGAGUGAUCGCCUGAUGUGUGUCCUUCUUUUAAUUGCUCCUUAUCGGCCCGGACUAAAACCUACCUUCACAGCAAGUCUAAUAAUACAGCUAGAAGAUGAUACUAUUGAGCGCGGCGGAAAUCUGAUCAUUCUCUUUUGUCGUGCCAUUCGCAAAGUUAAAUAUACUGCGGUACAUGCAAUACACCAUGCUCGAGUUAAUACGAAGGAACCUAUAAUUCACGAUGACCUACACCGACAGAAAAAGAAUCAAAACAAGAACUUUGCGUCACAGCAAGCGCUUGUGCUAAAGUCUGAUGGUGGAGGGCUUGGCGGGCAGGGGAUGGGAAAUAUAACAGGCCUAGGCAAUAUCACUGGUUUACGGUGA